GCGCCUCGCGCCAAGGUUUCAACAGAUCUCACCAAGAUGCCGUCUCAAAUGGAACAUGCCAUGGAAACCAUGAUGUUCAUGUUUCACAAAUUUGCUGGGGAGAAAGGAUACUUGACAAAGGAAGACCUGAGGGUACUCAUGGAAAAGGAAUUCCCAGGAUUUUUGGAAAAUCAGAAAGACCCUCUAGCCGUGGACAAAAUAAUGGACCUCGACCAGUGCCGAGAUGGCAAAGUGGGCUUCCAGAUCUUCUUUUCGCUAAUUGCUGGGCUCACCAUCGCAUGCAAUGACUAUUUUGUAAUAUACAUGAAGCAGAAGGCCAAGAAAUAG
Messenger RNA from Nyctereutes procyonoides (raccoon dog), 327 nucleotides. Its product is annotated as protein S100-A10-like. Bases 37 to 327 code for a protein of 96 amino acids. NCBI's taxonomy places the organism in Eukaryota, Metazoa, Chordata, Mammalia, Carnivora, Canidae. Gene Ontology annotation, molecular function: transmembrane transporter binding. Gene Ontology annotation, cellular component: cytoplasm. The record is from RefSeq and is a predicted model, not a curated record. The transcript has a single exon.